This is a messenger RNA of Didymodactylos carnosus, 3768 nucleotides long. The record is from the annotation of a GenBank genome assembly. NCBI's taxonomy places the organism in Eukaryota, Metazoa, Rotifera, Eurotatoria, Philodinida, Philodinidae.
AUGUCGUACAAAACUCAAAUACACCAUAAUAAAUCACUACCAACAGUUCAUCAAAUACAUUGCUCACAAUCAAAUCAGACAGGGUUACAUAAUUCAGUACACAAACAAGAAACAAUAGGAGAUGUAAAACUAACAACUACAGCAUCACUUUAUGACAUUCUAAAACAGCAAAUACAACUGCAAGCAAGAACAAUUGAUUCUCUUCAACAACAGCUUAUUGAGUUUAAACUUUUAUCACAGCACAGAACACCGAACAACUCGAAACAACCGACAUUAUUUCACAUAACACAACAACCACAACCACAGCUUACACAUCAACUUUCAUCAUCUCAUCGACCGAAUAUAAGACUUCAUGAUACGACAAUAAUACCAUCUCCAGUAUCGUCAACGAUACAUUUAAAAGCAUCAGAUUUACCAACUUAUCGUGGAAGACAAGAUGAAGAUCAAUGGGUGGAACAAGUUUCAGCUAUCAAACAAUAUAGUCAUACGACGGACGGAGAACUACUAAAAAUACUUCCAUUAGUUUUCAGAGAUAAUGCUUUAACCUGGUUUACGACACUUGGUGAAACAAAAAGAUCAACAUUAACAACAUGGGGAGGAUGGAAAGAAAUGUUAAAGCAAGCAUUUAGACCAGCUAACUAUCAAAUAAAAUCAUUACGUGAUCUAAAAUAUCGUACAUUAACAAACAAUGAAUCUGUGAAUGAUUAUUACUUUGAUAAAUGUAGAUUAUUACGCGUAGUAUUCGGUGAAAAUGUUGAAGAAGCAACAAUGGUUAACGAUAUUAUAGAUGGUUUAUCGGGAAAUUUUAAGAUGUUUGUAUUAAGUCGAAUCAAUCCCAAUACAUCAUUAGAAGAAUUACGUCGUAUUCUAGUGGACUUGGAUUCAAAUAUUCAUGAACAGAAACUCAAUAAUACCUAUCGAUCCAGCGUCAAAUUUCACAAUCAUAGCAACGAUCAUAAUGAGCGUCGUUAUUUAAAUUCAGAUACAAAUACAAAUCGAAAUGCAACACCAACAACAAGAACAUCAAAAAUUAAUCCACCGAGUCCAUGUCCUCUUUGUCAGGGACGGCACUGGAAAAAUGAUUGUCCAUUAUUACAACAACAACAACAACAACGAGGCUUAUUUAAUAACAGAUCAGUAUUAACAAGAAACGUAUAUGACAGUAAAAUUAAUGACACAUCAAAUAAUCAACAUCGAAGAAUUAAUAAUACGAUAGCAUUAAAUAAUAAUCGACAAUGUUUUUCAAUUGACAGCAAUAAUACACAUCGAAUUGAUGAACAACAUCCAUGUGACUCUAUUGAACCAUCCAAUUUAAGUUAUGAUCAUAUCCACACUGAUAUAAACAAUGUAUAUCAUGAAAAUAACAUUUCAUCAUCAUCCCCAAUAGAUGAUAAUAAAAGUAAUUCAACAAUAGCACUCAAUUUAGACAAUUCGCUUACUGAACAAAAUUUACUUAGUGAUAAUCAACAAAUAACAUACAUGCCAGAAAUAAUGAUAACAACAAUAGAUUCAGACGAAACAACAACGUAUCAAAAUUUAUCUCCAGCUCAGUCGAAAAUUAUGAUUAAUAAUCACAUAUUAAUAGCAUGUAUUGAUACAGGAUCAUCAAUAUCUAUAAUUGAUUCACAAAUAUUGAAUGAAAUAGGUCCAGAUGCUAAAAUAGAACCACCGCCGUCUAUUGUACUACAAACAGUGAAUUCAACAAGUCAUCCUAUGGGUAAAACAAGAUUAAAUGACGCAUUUGUCAACAAAACAAAUUCGACAAUCUCAUCAAUACCAAUUGAGUUUAUCAUUAUUUCUAAUGCUCACACGAAAAUAAUUAUCGGUUAUGAUUGUUUAUUAAAAAAUGGUGCAAAAUUAAAUCUUGUUGAUGGUCAUUUUACAUUAAAGGAUUCAAAAACUGGUCAAAUACCAUUUAUUGUGCAUGAUGACAAACAACACUUUCUAGAGCAACAAAAACCGUUAUCUAAUGUAGAAACAACAACACCUUCGACACCAGAAACAGGAUCUUCUCGAGUUCAUGGUAAAAAGUCAUCGAUAAUUACAUCAUGCAAUUUUAUUAUACGGCCAUUCCAUCGUGCAUUAGUACCAGUAUUAGCUAUUAGUCCAAUUGAAACGAAGCAUGCAUUAAUUGAAUCAACCUUAAUACGUGAUGGUGAAGUCUUAACAAGAGUGGCGAAUACAGUAGUUAAAUCAAAUCACAAGAUACAUCAUGUUGAGUUAAUUAAUUUGGAAAACCGUCAAUUACUGUUAAAAAGAAGUGAACAAAUAGCAACAAUAUCACCAUUAUUAGACUCAUCGCCAAUAUUUUUAUCAAAAACAUUUACAUCAACAGCAGUUAAUACAACUAACCAUGUUCGGAGUAAUGAUAAUGAUGACGAUGAAUUAGAUAAACAAAUAUUUUUAGAUGCUUUAAGAUCAACAGAUAUAAAUCUACAACUGUCAAUGGAACAAAAACUAUUGGUCAUAGAUAUGCUACUUAAACAUCGAAAAGCAUUCGCAUAUGGCGAUCGAAAAAUAGGUUGUACAAAUAUUCAUAAAAUGAGAAUUGAAACUGGUGAUGCAGCUCCAGUAUCAAAGCCACCUUAUCAUGCUUCACCACGCGAACGACGGAUAAUGGAAAAUCAAAUUAUAGAAUUAGAACAACAAGAUAUAAUUGAAGAUUCAUCAUCAGAAUGGGCAUCACCAGUUGUUCUUGUAAUGAAAAAAGACGGAACAAUUAGGAUGUGUGUCGAUUACCGCAGAUUAAACAGUGUUACCAAAACAGAUCAAUAUCCCGUUCCUCGUAUGGAGGAUAUAUUAACUCAUUUUUCACAAAAACAAUACUUCUCAACAUUUGAUUGUAAUAAAGGUUUCCAUCAGAUUGAAUUAGCAACAGAUGAUGAUAAACAGAAAACAGCAUUUCGUAGCCAUUUAGGGCUGAAACAAUAUAAACGUAUGCCAUUUGGUCUUAAGAACGGUAGUGCUAUAUUUCAACGUGUUAUGGAUAAAAUUUUGAAACAAUAUAACUGGAAGUUAGCAUUGGUUUAUGUUGAUGACCUAAUUGUAUCAAGUGUUACAUUUGAAGAACAUUUAGAUUAUUGUGAUAAAAUAUUAAAAUUAUUAAUAGAUGCAAAUAUAACUAUGAGUUUAAAAAAAUGUCAUUUAUUUCAACAACAUGUACAAGCAUUAGGUCAUAUUAUAUCUAAUUUAGGUUUAUCAACAUGUGAAAAAAAGGUUAAAGCGGUAGCUAAUUGGAAAACACCCAAAAAUCAAAAACAGAUGCAACAAUUUUUAGGGUUAGCUACAUACUAUCGUCGUUUUAUAAAACAUUUCGCCACAAUAGCAAAACCAUUGACAAGAUUAUUAGCUAAAGAUAAACCGUUUAUUUGGACAGAUGUAGAACAAGCUGCAUUUGAAGCAUUAAGAACUGCAUUAAUUACGGCUCCAGUUUUAGCACAACCAAAUUUUAGUCAACCAUUUCGUCUUUAUACUGAUGCAAGUAACGUUGGCAUAGGUGCUAUUCUUGGACAAGUACAAAAUGAUGGUACUGAACGCGUUAUUUGUUAUAUAUCAAGACAAUUAAAUGCAGCUGAACAGAAUUAUAGCGCCACUGAAUUAGAAUGUUUAGCUGUUGUCUGGUCAUUAAAAAGAUUACAUACAUAUUUAGAUGGUUCGAAAUUUGAAUGUAUUACAGAUCAUAGUGCAUUACAAUGGUUAUUUGACUUCAACGGGCAUAAUAAACGUUUAUUAAGCUGGUCACUCAGUAUACAAAAUUACCGUGAUACA